UCAGUUGCCAGUGUUGCUUUACUGAGGUACACGAAAAUAUUAUUCGGCAAAAGCCGUCGGAGUAAAUAAAUUUAUUUUUGGCGGCUUAGAUUAUUACAAAAGAAUGGAAAUAGUUGCACGAGCGUCAACACCAGCAGUUGAUGUUCAGAUUAAUGACACUGCUCUUAGACUCAGAAUACGAGAAUAUGCUCGGCAGCAGCGAAAGGAAUUAAGAACAAAUACAACAGAUGCACUGCGCUUUGGGUUAGGGCAGAUCAAGGAUAAAAUUAGCGAAUUGGAAAAUCUUGGAAUCAAGGAUGUACAGGGAAUGGCGAGUCGCAUAAAGCGUCGUAAGCAUGCCACCGGAGAAGAUAUGUAUCGGCUAAGCCAUGCAUUUCUGCAGGGUAACGAAAAUAUAACCGCCUUUGCAGAAGUGCAGGGCGCAACUCAAGUUAUAAUUAAAGAAUUCACAGGUACGCAGAUGCAACGCCAAAUUGAAGCAGCCGAAUGCCUGUGCAACUAUUCAUUAGGCGAUGCGCAUGUCUGCGAGAAAAUAACAACAAUGGCUGGCAGCUACCUGGUCACAUUCUUGGAUAGUAAGGAGCCAAGGCUCAAGCGCAGCUGCCUUUGGACGCUAGCUAACAUUUUGGCCACGUGCACCAAAUCCGCCAGCAUGUUGCUGCAAAUGCAAUUGGCCAGCAAAUUGUGGAAAUUGUAUACUUUACCUGUAAACGAUAUCAAUGGCUAUCAUGAAGAUGCUGCUAUAUGCUUGUAUUUAAUAGCCAAUAGAGCAGCCUCCUCUAUUACUGCAGAGGAUCGGCGGUAUAUUGCAGAGAAUCUGCACAAAAAGCAGCCAGGCGAAGCAGCUGCCGAUUAUUUGAUGUAUAUUGUAUUUCAAUUAGAAAUUGUUAGCCGCGAGCGUGAUUUAUGCGCACCUCACUUUCAACAUUUGUUACAGUUUUUCGUGGAAAAUCUCAAUUUGAAUAUGAACACAGCUGCCGACAAGUUGCGCAUCGUUUACGGCGUACGUGUGGUUGCAAACAUCUUUGCCACACGCCCAUCUAUGGGCCAAUUGGAAUUGCAGGCAGAGCACCUGGUGAACGUUUUGAAUAAACUGUUUGCCUUGCGGGACACGAAUCUAACAAUGGAUUUAAUGCAGCUGCUAAAAAACCUCAUCGAAGCUCAAUUGCUGGACAAUGAACUUCUGUUGGAACACAUUCGGGUCUAUGCUUAACCAAUAACCUUUUGAAUUGAGGUGCACAAAAAACUGAAUUUAAAU
Messenger RNA from Drosophila hydei, 1258 nucleotides. RefSeq lists its product as uncharacterized. Bases 104 to 1213 code for a protein of 369 amino acids. The record is from RefSeq and is a predicted model, not a curated record. The transcript has 2 exons. Lineage: Eukaryota; Metazoa; Arthropoda; Insecta; Diptera; Drosophilidae.